Molecule: messenger RNA, 1457 nt
Organism: Hylaeus anthracinus
Lineage: Eukaryota; Metazoa; Arthropoda; Insecta; Hymenoptera; Colletidae
Product: protein bric-a-brac 2-like
Exons: 1
Coding region: 327-1457 (376 amino acids)
Biological process (GO): regulation of transcription by RNA polymerase II
Cellular component (GO): nucleus
Molecular function (GO): protein binding
Source: RefSeq, a predicted model, not a curated record
UUUAAAAAGUAAAACCCCCACUACGGCAAAGUAACUUUUCUCCAAAAGUACACGGAUUCGUCCAACUUUUACACCGUGCGAAACACGUUCUACGAAUUUUAAUGCAUCGAUUCCAUACUUCGGGAUUAAAUGAUUUCUAAUUGGUAAAUAGAAGAUUCGCAAACUAAACGCGUAUACAGUUAGUAGCGGUUAUUAUACAGGUUCUCCAAGGUAGUUGCGAUGACAGCGGCACGUGUCAUGGCGAGUUGUGUUGUCAUAAACGAAAGUGGCGUACCGUGAACUGUUUGCACAAGACCUGACAAAGCUUAUCAAUUAGAAUAACCGAAAUGGCCGAAGACGCGAUAAUGAGUUUAAAGUGGCACAGCUUCCCGUCGCAUUUAGCGAUUUCCCUUGAUACAUGCUACGAGAAGCAACAGUUUGUAGAUCUAUCUUUAGUGUGCAAGGAUGGGACAAUUUUGAAAUGUCACAAAAUGGUAUUGGCCAAUUCGAGCUCGUUCUUUCGGCGUCUGCUCGUAGCCAACGAUCAUCCCCAUCCUAUGAUCAUACUUCACGACGUCGAGGCAGAUGACUUAAAGACUAUCGUUAACUUUAUGUACUGCGGUGAAAUACAAGUGGUCCAAAGUGAGGUUAGGCGAUUGCUAAAACUUGCUGAGAUUCUCGAAGUCACCGGACUAAGGCACAUACAGACUUCGGUUUUGAUCGGGGAAGCCAACAACGCGCCCCCCGAGACAUCUAGAAAAACGACCACGGUGUCCCGUUUAAAAUUCGAAGAAACAAAAAGUUUGCCUACCAAAGCUGUAUCUGACCACGAAUCCAAUAACAGGCCGCAAAAUAAACCGACGAGAUUUAUUUCACCUACUCGUAUUCAUAAAGGGGGGAUCAAACUUCCACAAGAGAGUAUCAAGAAGAGCGACGAAGGUAAUACUAAUUUAUUAAGUCAGCGAUUAGAGGCUGGUAGAUCAGGAAUCAGUAUUGUAGAUAUCAAUGAUAUGCCAAGUACCAGUAGGGGAAUUUCCAACCCACCACCUCAAAAAAGGAAAGAACAUUCUGAUCCGGUUAUCAGUUGGCCCAGCAUUUUGUCUGCUAUAUCCAAGGAUAAGCCUUUGUCUUUGAAGAAAUUAUGUAUCAUGGACGAAGUUGAAAUAACGGCUGGAAAAUCACCUGUAACUAUUCGAGAGAAUCAACAACACGACCCGUUAGAUAGGAGAAAACAUAAUGCUAAUUUGGAAAACAAUCAAAGUAUGAAAUGUGCUGUGUACAUAAAAGAUGAAAUAGACAUAACUCCUGAUAUGGAAGAAGACGAAGAUAUGGAUCCCCUUGAAGUUGAAGAGGCUGAGAACGAAUGUCCAGAAAAUAUACGUUCUUCGCAAAUGUUUUCAUAUACAAACAUCGAUCAGACCCCCUUUAAUACAGGGACACUUCCAGAAUUUCCACCAAGAAAGGGAUCUAAUGGUUAA